CAGACGGCUUUUGUGGUGCCGCCACAUGUAAUAGAAGCCCAGGAAGCCCGAAGCCAUCCCGGCCGCGGCCCCCGUCAGCAGGCUCAUGGCCUUGAAUCUCUCCUGACUGAACAUUAGGACAAAAGUUAAAAGGAGAGGAGAGCUUCUGGGUCACGCCAUGACAGGAGCAGCUCCCAAACGUAGCCGGCGGGAGCCGAGUGACCACUCUCCAUGUGACGCCCUGCUCCGUUGCUAAGGACGCGCGAGCGGGAGACAGCGGGUGGGAGGGGUUAAUCUCGCGAGAUUGGACUCAAGGAUAUCUCGCGAUAUCGGGACCAUAUUGGUGCUGUCCUGUCGCCAUGGCAACGCCCGGAAGGCUCGGAGGCGACGAGAGACUUGCCGUGAGCUCUCUCUCACACCCUGUUUUUAUGUCCUCUUCACCACUUGGACAAGCUGAGAUUGGAAACUGACUGAAUCCUGGUGAUAUUUGACUCCCUCUUUAUUCAAUGGCGUGGUUUACUUGUAGGUGAAUGCGGAGUGUUUAAUUUUGCGAGCAUCUGUACCAUUUAUUUUCGGAAUAAUACCAUUUUUAUGGAUAGUCAGUACUGGUAAAGAAAGAGGCCUGCUUGCCAAAGUUCAACCCUUGCACUCAUCAGGACAGAUGCAAGAAUACCACAUUUCAAAGGGAGCAACCAUUUGUUCUGCAUGAGUUAGCAAGUUGAAUCUGAUUGGUGGACAAUGCAAUGGAGCAUUUUUCUUCUCCGACACAACAAAGAUGAUCAUGAUGACAUUGUGAGAUUCAAAUUCAUCUACUUAUGCAGUUUGAGGGGCUCUUGUGAACCCUCACUUGCUCCAGAUGUGUUAUAACAUCCAACCAAGUUGAUUAAAAUAACAAUUCAGUUCGAUGUAUGAUCUUUGAAAUGGAGGGGAAAUUUGAGUGAUCGACUGGAUAACCCUGCCUCUCAAACUCUUAAUUUCAAUUGAAGACCAGUCACUGUUCAAACAGCUCCGGCAGAGGACACAACAAAGCAAGCAGUAUCACCGGUCAUGCAAUUUCUAGAAAGCCUUGUUUAAAAAUUAUCUCCAAUAUCCACAGAGACCUUCCAAUUAAUACUUUUGAAGAGACCACUCCAGAUCUUCAGCAGUGAGCUGCCUGCUAGGAAUUUAGUGAGCUCCAGAACACGCCUGGAGCUGGAACACACACAGACAUCUUGCGGUCGGCUGGUCGCUCCAGCAAUUUUUUCUUCCAACUGCAGUCAAACCAGAUAGAAACAAAACUAUUUCGGAACUGAAUGCAGACAUUGGAACAACUUCAGGCUUCGAUGUGUAAGGAGGUGACAGAUGCUGUAUAGUCCUGCCUCUUGCCUUUGCAACUGUGGAAUCUGAGGUAUAACCAAGAUCAGUGACGCUGCUGUCAAUGUGACAAUUAUCUUGAACUGUGUUGCCAAUAUUUGAAUGAAACGGGAGCUGUUUGAGAUGCUUUGCUGAAGAGAAAUCAAGAACUGUUUUCUAGCAUUUGGGCUUUUCUAUCACUUGAGGACUCGUUUAGCUUGAGAAACCCGGUGCAACAUGCCUGCCAAAACCCCAAUGUAUCUAAAGACUUCGACCCCAAAACGGGGCAAGAAGAUGAGAUUGCGUGAUGUUCUGUCUAGUGACAUGAUCAGUCCACCCUUGGGCGAUUUCCGUCACAGUGCCCACAUUGGGAAGGAUGGUGAAAGUGACAUGUUUGGGGACAUCUCCUUCUUACAGGGCAAGUAUGAUGUCCUUCCAAACCUCAACCAGAAGCCAACUUCUCAAAGUACAGGACAAGGACUGGAUGAAGAAUAUAACUAUGAGCGAGGUUUUAACAAUGGAGCAGGUGACUAUCCUACCCUACUGAAGAAUGCUGUCUCUCUUCCGGCAUUCGGUGGCACUCACAAAAGCCAGGACCAGGAACAAGCUCCUCCAAAGCCUCCCAGACUCCACCUGGAGGAAGGCACAGGUCAACGGGCACUGUCAGUCAGCUGUACAACAGAAUGUUUCCACAGUGCUGAAGAAGUGUUUGCCAUCCCAACCUUCAACAAAACAGGGUCUUCAGUUUCUUUAUUGGCGGAGUCAAACACUUCCUCGGAAUGCUCAGUCAUUGGCAAUGAGCAGCUGGAUGGAAAGAGAGCCUUAAUCUUCAACAGCGAGAUGUCCCUCAAUAAUGAGACCCUUUUCCCUUCUAACACAUAUCUGAGUGGAUCUGAAUCUUCCCUUGGCUUGAAUCUCGAUUUAGGGCCAUCUAUACUGGAUGAUGUCCUCAGAAUUAUGGAUGGAUACAAGAUCUAGUACAAUAAAGAAAGCUAAUAAACCAAUGGUGGAAGGCUGCUGAAAGAAUGACAAAGAGAUUAGGGAAUGUCCAAACAUGAUUAUAUCAUGUUGGCUGCUGACAGUUCAGGGGAAUGCUUACUCUCAGACUGAGAGAAAAUAUUAGAAACUGCUCCCCUCGUCAAAUCACGGAUAUACUGCUUGCUAAACUGGAACUGUUAAAAGGAAUGUCACGUUAACUUAAUUUGACAUGGAGUAUAACUAUAACUUUAUCUUCUUUAACUUCAACAAACUUCCUUCAAUCCUGGGUGAUAUCAGAAUUAUAUACAACACUGCAAGGUAGAAAUGUUAAACUAUUGUUUGAAAACCCUGUUAAAUUCUUGAACUUGUGACUGUAAAAAUGUUUUCAUUCUUUGUAGGAUUACAUAAUAGUUUAGAAUUCAGAAAGAUACACAAUAUGUAACAAUUGAAACAACAAUGCCAAUUGGCGAACUAGAUAAAUUAGUUGAGGUUUUACGACAAUCUGAUGGCUACAUGGUCCCCAUUAUUGAUGCCAACCGUUUACCCCAGGGCUACAAAGCUGUAUAAUGUAAGCAGAAAUUUACUCCCUUCUGUGCAACCUCCUCCAGCCAUUAUAAACCUCCCAACACUCUGGAACCUCUUCUAGCCUCACUAAAACUCCCAAAUCUCAGUAACACCCUUCAAUCCCAAUACCGCUCCUAAAUCUGUGACCUGUUCAGACUUCUAUAACUUUUCCAAAUCCCUGUAACCAUCUCUAGUCCCAACAACCUUUUCAAAGCAUCUUCAAUCCUGGCCUACCAUUGCAUCUCCAAUUUCUUUUCCUGCACCAUUAGCUGUCUUUAUUUCAGCUGCCUGAGGGGGGCCAUAGCCUUUCUCUUUAACCUUUUCCAUUUCUCUACUUUUUAGUUUAGAAAUUUCCUGGUCACCCACUCAAAACUCAAACUGUCCGGUGCAAAACUGAACAGACUGUCCCUUGAGUCCAAACCAUCUAAAAACUGUUUGCUUAGGUAUCAGAUUGUCCAUUAGUUGAUUGUCAGGGAGGUGUUAGUUUCUCUUUUUCCUUCAUUUCAUAUGCCAUAUCUUCCCUUGUAAACAGCCAUCUCCCUGGCCUCUGUAGUUACUAUUAAUGUACUUUCACAGUGAGUUAGAUGAGACCAAUUAAACGGAGAGCUUGGUUGCUGCAAUGUUUCUGUCAUCUUGCCUCCUGUGAGGGUGUCUAUGUAAAGGUAAACACACUCUUACUGGCAAUCAGGCCAGGCUGAUCCAGUCUGUAUCGCAAAGUUUUUCACAGAUUUGGGAAUGUGGAGCACUGGAAUGUCUCUGGUUAUUAAAUGGGAGAAUGUUGUGUGCCUAAUGCUGUUGAUCUUUCCUUUUAAAUAGAUCCAUUAAUCAGCGUAUGUCCUUGAGUAGGAUAUAUCACAAAACUGCCAUCACUAUGCAAGGAAUGUAUUGUACAAACAUGCUUUUAGCUUUCUGUCGAAUGGAAUUUUAUCUUUUUUGUUUGCAUUUCUAAUGUUAAAAUAUUCAAUUGGUUAUUCCUAUUAAAGCAAUUCUCAUUUGUC
Molecule: messenger RNA, 3851 nt
Organism: Chiloscyllium plagiosum (whitespotted bambooshark)
Lineage: Eukaryota; Metazoa; Chordata; Chondrichthyes; Orectolobiformes; Hemiscylliidae
Product: cdc42 effector protein 2
Biological process (GO): positive regulation of pseudopodium assembly; positive regulation of actin filament polymerization; regulation of cell shape
Cellular component (GO): plasma membrane; cytoskeleton; cytoplasm
Molecular function (GO): small GTPase binding
Source: RefSeq, a predicted model, not a curated record